Molecule: messenger RNA, 2039 nt
Organism: Aspergillus alliaceus
Lineage: Eukaryota; Fungi; Ascomycota; Eurotiomycetes; Eurotiales; Aspergillaceae
Product: adaptor protein STE50
Exons: 3
Coding region: 378-1826 (482 amino acids)
Biological process (GO): signal transduction
Molecular function (GO): protein binding
Source: RefSeq, a predicted model, not a curated record
UUCUUCUCCCUCUGUCAUUUUUUCUGUUUCAUAUAAAUUUGGGAAUUCUUUCUGUCAGGUUUCCGGCAUUCUGAGAUUAGUUUCGGUUCUGUGACACUGCCCGGCGCUAUCUCGAUAUCUCUCUGCCCCAGCCGCCCGUAGCCGCCAUUCAUCCCGUCCAUGCGGCACACUUUCUCUCUCGAGAUUCGUUCAACGGCCUCUUUGAUUUUGAUCGUCUGAUUGCGAUCGUGAAUGUUUUAUCUCAGGCGCACCAACAGCUGAAUUUAUCGUCGUCGACCUCUUCCCGUCCUGUCCUCCCUCACCGGGCCGACGUCUCCUCCGACCCCUUCGUUACGUCGUGUCGGUCCCUGCUCCUCGAGGGAUCGCCCGCCGUCACCAUGUCUCUCCACACCUCAUAUCACGCCGACUCUGAUGCGGACGACGAGUACGAGCGCAGUGUCAUCACGUCCCCCCAUCUCGAUUCCGAGGCGUCCCCCUCCGAGUCCGACUUCCCCUCUUCCGAGCAGACCCCGACCACAUAUGCGAAUGCCGACGAACACCCUAAAUCCCCCAGGACAAUCAUCACCGAAUGGACAGCUGAAGAAUGUGCUCACUUUCUGGCCGCCCUCGGCCUUCGUCAAUAUUGUCCAGCCUUCCUCGAAAACGAAAUCGUGGGAGAAGCGCUUAUCGCCCUGAAACACGACGAGUUGAAGGAAAUGGGGAUUGCUAGUGUGGGACAUCGGUUGACGAUCCUGAAAAGUGUCUAUGAGACGAAGGUGAAGCAAGAUAUUCCGCUGGAUACAGACCACUAUAUUCCUCUCUCGGCGGAUCAGAGUAUGAACGAAAAUGCGUCACAGGAGGAUGUUGCGCGUCUAAUUCAGUCGAUUCGAUUGCGAGAUGAGCGUAUUGUCACGGUGGAGACCGAGUUGCGCCGGAUGGCAGACGACUAUCGCCGGCUGAGAGAGGAGCUUCUACCGGUUUUCAAAAUGGCCAAGGACCGUUCGCAGCCGUUGCCCCCGCCGACAUCCAUGGCCGGAUCGGCCCCGGAUGGAUAUCAUGACAGUCAAACACUUACUUCGCCCUCCUCCGGGAUUACUCUCCUAGAUCGUUCAGCGAGUAUCGCCCGAACCUUCUCCAAGAGGCUUCACACGGGAGGCACCACCCCCAAGAACAAUUCUCCCACCCACAUCCCACCCUCGAUCCACGAGGGCCGUAUGUACCCAGAGAGUAGCGUGUUAGAUCCGUCAUCGGCGCACUACGUGAAUGGAAAGUCACAGCUGUCGCCGGGCAUUCCAUCCCCCACCUCUCCGGGCGUUCAUUAUGCCGCAACGCAGACCCUAGCCUCCCGGUCAUAUAAUCAACCGACCCCCAACACAAGCCGCAGCCCCUACGAGCACCACGACGAACCUCUAUCUGCCCAGACCCGUGAGCGCUUAAACCCUACACCGACCCAAGCAACGCGUCCAGACGUUCCGACUCGGUCAGAUUCUCGAGCUGGUAAUGACCCACCGAGCGUGGAGAUAUUCAAAUCCUUCCGUGUCUCCAUGGACGAUCCUUGCCAUAAGGUUCUUCCGGCUGCCCUGAAGAAGUACAAUAUCAAUGCCGAUUGGAAGCAAUAUGCACUGUAUAUUGUGUACGGGGAUCAAGAACGCUGUCUGGGUCUGGAGGAGCGGCCACUCAUUCUCUUCAAGCAGCUAGAAAAGGAGGGGCGGAAACCCAUGUUCAUGUUACGCAAACAACUGCAACACCCGGUGGAAAGUGGCUAUCCGCCGGUAAAUCCCAUGCCCAACAGCGCUGGAUUUGAGAAUCGGCAGGCACAGAUCAAUCUACCUGGCGGGGUGCUGUGAUCUAGCCCUGCCAUGGGCUUCGUGGGACAACCUUGAACAAGAUCCGUGACAUUAUUCUCUGUUGCUUGAGAUACCCCUUUCCAAGCGAUCACGUUUCAUCUUUACUUCUUCUUUUUCAUUUUACGGAACACUAAUCUUUACCUUUGGCUUGGGAAUUUCUUGUUCACAUGGUGUUUGGUGUUUGGGGGGCCAUCGAGGAUCGGAAAAAGCAAA